UUGUUUUUGACCUGUGUUAUCGUUCUCUCUCCGUCUCUCUCUCUGUCUCUCUCUCUGUGUGUCUCUCUCUGUGUCUCCCUCCGUCUGUGCGUGUCUCAGGAUCCCCGCAGCAAGCACCGCUUCAAGGCCCACACCUACGGCAGCCCCACGUUCUGUGACCACUGCGGCUCGCUGCUCUACGGCCUCAUACACCAGGGGAUGAAAUGCGACACCUGCGACAUGAACGUGCACAAGCGCUGCGUGGUGAUGGUGCCCAGCCUGUGCGGCAUGGAUCACACGGAGAGGCGUGGGCGGAUUCGCAUCGUCGCCGAAGUGACCAACGCCGAGAAGCUCGUGGUCAGCGUGAAGGAAGCCAAGAACCUGAUCCCCAUGGACCCCAACGGGCUCUCUGACCCCUACGUGAAGCUGAAGCUGACCCCCGACCCCAAGAGCGAGAGCAAGCAGAAGACCAAGACCAUCAAGGCGAACCUGAACCCCGUGUGGGAGGAGCACUUCACCUUCAAGCUGAAGCCGACGGACAUCGACCGCCGUCUCUCUAUCGAGGUGUGGGACUGGGACCGUACCACCCGCAACGACUUCAUGGGCGCGCUCUCCUUCGGCGUCUCGGAGCUCCUCAAGGCGCCCGCCAACGGCUGGUACAAGCUGCUGAGCCAGGGAGGGGAGUACUACAACGUGCCCAUCGCUCCCGACAUCGAGGAUGGAGACACCGAGAUGCGCCGCAAGUUUGAGAAAGCUCGCCUGGGCCCCAGCGUGAAGCCGCGUGGGUCUGACGAGCGGCGUGCCAACAGCCUCUCGGCCAUCCUCAACAACGCCAACGUGGACCGCGUCAAGGCGGACGACUUCAACUUCCUCAUGGUGCUGGGCAAGGGCAGCUUCGGCAAGGUGAUGCUGGCAGAGCGCAAGGGCACGGACGAGCUGUACGCGAUCAAGAUCCUCAAGAAGGACGUGGUCAUCCAGGAUGACGACGUGGAGUGCACCAUGGUGGAGAAGCGCGUGCUGGCGCUCGCCGAAAAGCCGCCCUUCCUCACCCAGCUGCACUCCUGCUUCCAGACCAUGGACCGCCUGUACUUCGUGAUGGAGUACGUGAACGGGGGUGAUCUCAUGUACCAGAUACAGCAGGUCGGGCGCUUCAAGGAGCCGCACACCGUGUUUUAUGCCGGAGAGAUCGCCGUGGGCCUCUUCUUCCUGCACACCAAAGGAAUCAUUUACAGAGACCUGAAGCUGGACAACGUGAUGCUGGACGCAGAGGGGCAUAUCAAGAUCGCCGACUUCGGCAUGUGCAAGGAGAACAUGUGGGAGGCGAUGACGACUCGCACCUUCUGCGGCACGCCCGACUACAUCGCGCCCGAGAUCAUCGCGUACCAGCCGUACGGGAAGUCCGUGGACUGGUGGGCGUUCGGCGUCCUGCUUUACGAGAUGCUCGCCGGACAGCCGCCGUUCGACGGGGAGGAUGAGGACGAGCUGUUCCAGUCCAUCAUGGAGCACAACGUCUCCUACCCCAAGUCCAUGUCCAAGGAGUCCAUCUCCAUCUGCAAGGGGUUCCUGACCAAGCACCCGGGCAAGCGGCUGGGCUGCGGGCCCGAGGGCGAGCGAGACAUCCGCGAGCACGCCUUCUUCCGGCGCAUCGACUGGGAGAGGCUGGAGCGACGCGAGAUCCAGCCGCCCUUCAAGCCCAAGACGAAAGACAAGUGGGACACGAGCAACUUCGACCGGGCGUUCACCAAGGACCCGGUGGAGCUCACGCCGGUGGACAGGCUCUUCAUCAUGAACCUCGACCAGAGCGAGUUUGUCGGAUUCUCCUACAACAACCCCGAGUUCGUCAUCCAAGUGUAGAGAGGAGCCGGUGUGCCCCCCACCCCGUCACGCCAUGCAGAUGGGGGGGGGGCUCCAUCAUUCCCCAGUUGGGGGGCUCCAUCGUUCUCAGCUGGGGGGCUCCAUCAUACUCAACUGGGGGGCUCCAACGUCCCCACCCCGGCUGGGGGGCUCCAUCGUCCCCAGCUGGGGGCUCCAUCAUGCUCAACUGGGGGGCUCCAACGUCCCCACCCCGGCUGGGAGGGGGUGGGGAGGAGAGCAGCCGUGUGAGGAAGGGCCGUGAAAGGACCCCGGAGGAGUGGCAUAA
Molecule: messenger RNA, 2119 nt
Organism: Lethenteron reissneri (Far Eastern brook lamprey)
Lineage: Eukaryota; Metazoa; Chordata; Hyperoartia; Petromyzontiformes; Petromyzontidae
Product: protein kinase C beta type-like
Biological process (GO): protein phosphorylation
Molecular function (GO): diacylglycerol-dependent serine/threonine kinase activity; zinc ion binding; ATP binding
Source: RefSeq, a predicted model, not a curated record